CCACCCCGGCUGUCGACGCGACAGUGCGGAGAGUCAAUCGCACGCACGCCGCAAAAUAGAAGCGGCCGACUCUUAUUUAACAUGGUCGACCGAGCCGGCGGCACCUCAGUCCUCCACCGACCGUAACAAAGCAUUCGCAUUUUCCUUCGCUGAUUCCUCGACGAAUCGGCGAGUCCGCCGCAGGAUUUCACGGUGUUAGACGCCGACAGGGUGAACGAUCAUGGUGUUUUCGGUCGCUACUCUCGGCCUUCUUCUCCUUCCAGGAUUGUGUCUAGGCGAGGACUUCGGUUACGACGGAAAUCAAGGUCCAGAGCAUUGGGGUGAGGAGUAUAACGGAUGCAUCGGGAAACAUCAAUCGCCCAUUAACAUAGAGGAGCAUAAUGUGAAGAACGUGAGUCUACCACCGUUGAAAUUGUAUGACGUUGACAAUCCGUCCCUUUCAUUCGUGACGAACAACGGUCACACAGUUAUGCUGAAAAUCAAUGCAUCUAAAACGCCCAUGAUAACCGGAGGACCUUUAGGGAAUAAUUUCUAUGUCUUUGAGCAAUUGCACUUCCAUUGGGGAGAAAAUGAUUACGAGGGAUCCGAAGAUUUAAUCAACAAUCAUUCGUUCCCGAUGGAAAUGCAUGCCGUUUUUUACAAGGAAGAUUACAAGUCGAUGAAUGAAGCUCUUAAACAUCCCGAUGGUUUGGGUAUUCUGGCAUAUCUAUACGAGGUAAGUCCGAAUUCAAACCCAAUGUACGAACCUAUCGUAGAAGUACUACCUGAUAUAGAAACGGUAGGAAAUGAGAAAGUAUUGCGAGAGCCCUUGCUGUUGGAAAGAUUGUUUGUACCGGAUAUUACUACUAUACAAGACUAUUUCACGUAUAACGGCUCAUUGACAACUCCACCUUGUCUCGAGGUAGCUAUAUGGAUUGACUUUAAGGAUCAUCAGCGCUUGUCGCAUGAACAGUUAGCUGCUUUUCGCGAUUUACGGACUCAAGAAGGCAAUAAAAUGACUCACAAUUUCCGACCGGUGCAGCCUUUAGAAGAUCGAAUAGUUCUUCACAAUAUUCCAACAAGACAGAAGUAUAUUCCUCGCAUUUAUCAUCGUUUCGAUGAACACUCUGGACAGCGCAAUGUCAAAGUGCCAUUUUCCAUCAUCGCGCUAGGAGUCUUUUUUACGAUCCUUUUGUUUGCCAUAUGAACACCUCGAUGUGAAAUAUUCUAGUCAAUGACGUCUUUCACUUGCUAUCUUAACCUUUAUUGGUAGAAUGAUGCAAAAUUGACAAUUAUUAUUGCACAAGAAAAGAAAGAUCAGAAAUGAAUUUAAUUUUGCAAUAUCGUUUGAGGGUUAAGAUAUUUAAUAGAGCAAAUGUUCAGAAAAGAAUCUUUUCAUAUUUCUAUCACAAAUACUCUGAAUAUUUAAUUUGAAUAAAUUGAAUAUCAUCUCUUCACAUUGACACACAUACUACAUGUAUGUAUGCGCAUGUAUACUUUAAGAUAAUAGUAUUAAUAACUGUAUUUUAUGUAGAUAAUUUUUUCUUUACACGGCUUGCGAUAUAACAAUAAAUGUUAAGUAAAAUAUUGUAUUUAAAUUGAUAAAAUUUGAACUUGUUUCAUGCCAGCAAGUUCAAAGCAUUUAAUUUAUGAAGAUUUAAUUCACAAAGAGAAUUUGAUCUGAUUUGUGAUUAUAAGAAAUAAUGAGAAAUCAUGAGGUUAUUAUCUGAUAAAUCUUACAUGCUAUAGAAAAAAAUGCAUAAUUUAUUAUAAAAUAUAUAUUACCGAUAAACAGUACUUCUAUUCUUUGUUAGUCUCAUUUACAUAAACUGCUAGAUUUUGUUGGCCUUGUUUGAGACGCGCUCUCACUUCUUCUGCUAUUGCUUUCUGUGUUCUCCUCUCUAAUAUUUCUAAUUUUUUAGCUAUAUCUCUCUUUAAAUCCCAAUCAGGUUUUCUUGGUGCUAAAUUACUGAUGUCCUAAGUAAAUAAAAAAAUGUGUUUUUAUACACAUAAAGUCACAAACAACCCUAAUAAUAUUAUGAAGGAUGGAGUUAGAAAAUAUGUAUGUAGAAUGUUCCAAAUCACUUUUUAUGGAUUCUUUAAAUAAUUUGAACUCAAUUUUUGCAUAAUAAAAACAAUAGAGACUAAGCUUUGAUAUCAGUUUUGUGUAGAUAUAAGAGAUGAGAAGAAAUAAAUAUAAAAUAAAUUUAUGAUCCGUAA
Nylanderia fulva is the source of this 2199-nucleotide messenger RNA. RefSeq names its product carbonic anhydrase 2. Gene Ontology annotation, molecular function: zinc ion binding; carbonate dehydratase activity. Gene Ontology annotation, cellular component: cytoplasm. The record is from RefSeq and is a predicted model, not a curated record. NCBI's taxonomy places the organism in Eukaryota, Metazoa, Arthropoda, Insecta, Hymenoptera, Formicidae.